Carya illinoinensis is the source of this 1223-nucleotide messenger RNA. Its product is annotated as translocase of chloroplast 34-like. Gene Ontology annotation, biological process: intracellular protein transport. The transcript is spliced from 8 exons. Lineage: Eukaryota; Viridiplantae; Streptophyta; Magnoliopsida; Fagales; Juglandaceae. The record is from RefSeq and is a predicted model, not a curated record. Gene Ontology annotation, cellular component: chloroplast outer membrane. Gene Ontology annotation, molecular function: GTP binding; protein-transporting ATPase activity. Bases 137 to 1042 code for a protein of 301 amino acids.
CUUCUUCUUCUUCUUCUUCUUCAGAGGUACAUUAACAAAAACUCCAUACAAACAAUUAUAAUCAAACAUAUUAUACCUCUUUAUUUCUUUUGUGUAUAGAAAAUCCUUGCUUUUCCUCAGUAGGUCACAUUUAUCCAUGGCGUCCCUAAUACGUGAAUGGGUAGGGAUCAACACGUUCGCCUCCGCCACACAGACCAAAUUGCUGGAAUUGCUGGGAAAACUUAAGCAGGAGAAUGUGAACACAUUGACAAUACUUGUAAUGGGAAAAGGUGGUGUUGGGAAGUCAUCAACUGUUAACUCGAUCAUAGGGGAAAGAGCAGUGUCUGUUAAUCCAUUUCAGUCUGAAGCACCUACGCCAUUUAUGGUAUCACGUUCAAGAGCUGGGUUUACUUUGAACAUCAUUGACACUCCGGGGCUCAUAGAAGGAGGAUACAUCAAUGACCGGGCACUCGAGAUUGUUAAACGUUUCCUUCUGAACAAGACCAUCGAUGUUCUCCUCUAUGUGGACCGUUUGGAUGCAUAUAGGGUCGAUAACUUGGAUAGGCAGGUUGUUAAAGCCAUAACAGAUAGUUUUGGUAAAGGAAUAUGGAAUAGGGCUGUGGUUGUUCUCACACACGCUCAGCUCUCACCACCAGAUGGAUUACCUUACGAAGAUUUUUGCUUCAAAAGGUCUGGGGCUCUUCUAAAAGUUGUCCGGCUUGGUGCAGGGUUAAAAAAGCGUAAUAAGCAGGAUUUUGCUCUCCCAGUUGUUUUAGUUGAGAACAGUGGAAGAUGUAAUAAGAAUGAAAAUGAUGAAAAGGUUCUCCCAAAUGGAACUGCGUGGAUUCCUGAUUUAGUCAAAACUAUCACAGAAGUCGUGUCAAAUGGAAGCAAGUCAAUUUUUGUCGACAAGAAGCUGAUUGAAGGACCAAAUCCCAAUGAGAGAGGGAAGUUACUUAUUCCACUUAUAUUUGCAUUACAAUAUUUCUUUGUGGUCAAACCAAUAGAGCGUGCAAUCGCGGAUGAUAUUGAAAAGGAGAGUAGACCAUCAUGGGAUAAUUAGGGUGUGAAGAUUGUAACCUCUGCUAUCAUGAAACUUAAUUUUGUUAAUGUUGGCUUUUCUAUAUUCUGCAGUAGUAGUAAUCUGCGGCAGAUGGGACUCCUUGGUGUUUUGAGAGAAUUCGGUUUCUUGUACUUGUACUCUGGUAAAUUAUGCUCUUUGAAUCGUUGUUUCUGCCACUUCA